CAGCUGUCAUUAUUUCUCCAUUGGCAAUACAAUCUAGAUGGUGAUAAAAAUGUUUUUAUGCUGAAAACUCCUGUGGGCCGGGGUGUUUACUCGGAGUAGGCCUUUCUUUGUGCAUCUGCAUCUCUAUAUUCAUAUUUCCAUGCAUCCAGCAGCAAUUUAUAUUUAAACCGCACUGGAAUCUUCAGGUUUACAGAUGGCAUGUGCGCUUUAUCAACAUUAGUAACCAUAUUUACUCGGGGUGCAUGAUAAUUAUUGGACCGAUAAUUAUCCGGCCGAUAUGAGGAAUUAUGACGUCAUACCGAUAAAUCCAGUAACAUUAAAAAUAACUCUGAUAACCGAUAUUUUUUUCAAAAACUAUCCAAUGACUAUCGAAUUACCCGUACUGUGGUGUGUGUUCCUGGGAUAAGGUGAGCAAGUCAAGCGCUCCUUUUCUGUGACAUGCUGCACACCUCCCCUGAGCUCACUUGUAUACAAUCAUGGCGUUGAUCGUGUGGGACUUUUUUGCCUUAUCAGCCACCUGAAACGCCAGCAUCGCUACGACUGUGUUUUGAAAGCCUACGAAGAUGCCAGCGCUGUUAAAGAAGCGGACACACAGCUAGCCACACUGAACGACUCUCAAGCCCAGAGGCCACUAUUAGAUGAAAGAGUAAUUUUAUUAUGCUUUACCUCCUUGCUUACGUCAAAUAUGUUUCUUUGUUGGUAAUCUCUUGUCCUUCCUGUGACUAAAUAGUCACUAUUCGGUUUUUAUCCCUCAGCGAACACAUGACGAUGCUUGACAAAUUCUAGUGUCUGGAGAUGUUUAGCAUCCUGUACUCUCCUUUCUUCACUCACCUUUGGCUCCUCGUUGCUUAUGGGGCCUUGAUCGCUGGCGUUCUGCCUCCUCUGACAGAGUGUUAAUAGAUUUAACAACAUUGCUGCAUACUGAACAGCCACUAACACACUCUGAGACCCAUAAACAUGCAAACACUCCCACAGGAACUGGACUGAGCAAUGAACUUAACAUCCUGAUGAAUACAUCCUGUCUACUGCCACUUUUCCUGUUUGCCGCUUAGUCUGUAACAGUUGUCAUCAAGGCAUGUCAUUAUUACUGUGUGAACUAAGUAAGGUAGAAGUUGUAGUUAUAGGGGAUUAAAAUUAUUCUUAAAAAGUUUGUUUUAGGUUCAAAUGAAAAUACAAUAGAUGCCUUCAAGCACAUUAGAUCAAUCGUUUGGCUUUCACCAUAUCACCUAUUAUAGCUUUGCAGAAUGAAUGAUGACAGUUUGUAGCUUUUUCUUAAAAAGGUCAACAGGAAACAGGAAGGAGAAGGACUUAUAGCCAGUAAGGGAGAGCCGUAUAGAACAUUCAUACCCUGGUAACUUAUCAAGCAUUACAGUUGCCAUAGCAACUGCCAGUAUGAGGCGCUGGUCUGUUAAGCCUCAGUGCUGACCUCCACUCUACCCCCUUCUUCUGACAUAUAUUGUGGUCUUCCUCUGAAACAAUUUUCCCAUAGGAAAUUAUGUUAAUGGAAUUACUCAGCUCGGGGGUAAAACUGUCACCAUCCUAACACCUUAAUUAAUUGUACAGGCAAUGAUUUAAGUACCGAUUUUGGUAACGUCACAAUCAUACAAGUGUAAAAAGAAGUUAACCUCUCAUGUAAUGUAAAAGUACUUUCUGCGUUAUGAUUUUGAUUAUUUUAUUUUAAUACUUGCUAUAUUACUUGUUUUUUUUUUUUUUUAAUUUAAAAAAAAACUCUGAAGAAGAAGCAUGCUUUUUAUUCAACAGCAACAAAAUGUUGUUAAAGAAACAGUCUUGUCACCAUGGCUGUUUCUUUGCAGCCUAAAGACCUUGACUCAUACAGUGUAACCCAAGAUCCUCAGACUGACUAAAUUCUAUUGAACAAAUUUUGGAUUUAGUCCGAGAAAAGCUGUGGGUGUGUGAAGUCUUUUUUUUUUUUUUACAAGAAAAUUUGCUAAAAUAGAGGAAUAACAGUUUCUCCCCAUAUUGGCCACAAGUAACCACAGACUCACCCUGACAUCACUUGUUUGCUGCUUCUUUUCUAAAAGGCAGAUUGAGUCAGGCAAUAUAGAAUACUUACAAGCUAUUUUGGGCCCAAUUUACUGUCUUUUCCCACAGUUAAAAUAGAGCCUGUUUUAAAUUAUCAUUAAUAAGCUACUAAGUGACUGUAGUUGUGCUGUGUAAUUGGCUCAUGGUGGGUUUCAUGGUGGCUUUCCUUUUUAUGGUUAAGAUCCUGUUGUUAUUUGGGGAUGUUAAACUACUUCACUGCCUCAGCUUACCACAACCACAAAUAAUACACACAGCACCUGAAGCUCACAGCACAGGAGAUUCUAAUUCAUCAUUAGGGUAUUCUGACUCAUUUAGACAGACUGUCUGUUGAGUGACUGACUUAAAGCUAACUCAUCGUAGGAUUUCAUUUUGCCGCAGAACAAGUUGAGUACCCACCCGCUCGCUUGAGUAGAAAGACAAUAACAAUAACAGCCGGUUCCUAUUAUUUUUUCCAUAUAUGCCAUCCCUCCAAAAUGGCACAGUCCCCUACAAACAACAGGAAGAGUGUAUAGGCUUUGCCUUGACAACGGGUGGAUAUGGCUUACACACCGGAACCUCCCCACCCACAUUGACCUAACAUUGUCUUUAAAUCCUCAGGUCCAUUCCUAGAAGUGAAUAAUACUUCGCCGUGCUGCAGCCAAGGCUAUUUAAAAACUAUUCUUCUGGUAAUCUCGGGAGAGUCCAUUAUACUAAAAAAAAAAAAAAAAGGCCAGAUCUGACCUUUUCAGCUCAAACAAUAUUAUGUCACACACAUCGGUCUAUGUUCAAGGUACGAGCAUAAUUAAUAAUUACAGGUCACAGCCUCUGCAUGUGCAUGUUUGUGGCAUCAUGAGUGCAUUUCAGUGUUUAGAGGUUACAGGAUUUAUAGCAUACAUGUGCACAACUCCCAGCCUUCAAAGACUGGUUUUGGCUGACUUGUUAAGAACACAUCUGUCAGCAUGAACUACAAGCAUCCCGUGCCUGAACACAAUUAUAAAUGUUUCUUAUCUCCAUAACUAUAUGCAAGCAACACACACACAGUUCUUCACUAUCUGUCCCACCUGCUAUAUUUAGCACCAUGCUACAUUAGCACUUCACACUCCAUUGAGAGUGCACGCCGCAGCAAGAUUUGAUAAGAGAGCACACGUUCCUUCUCCAAGACGUUCACACUCAUGCACAGUACACAUACAUUAGGCUGUAUUUAUGUCAUUCUUAUCACAAUGUACGCUUCCUCCUUUUCCCAUUUCCUCUCUAUCCGUCUGUCUGUCCAUUGUUUUCCCAGGCUGUUAAAAUUCCUGGACUGUUACUUCUUCCUUCAUUUCCCCUUUUUUUCUUACCAUAUCCUGGCAACAGGAGAAAUUGUUUACAUGUUUUUUUAGUCUGACUCUUUUUUUUUUUUUUUAAAUCUUUGUUUGUGUGCAUUGCAUGUUUGGGAAGUGUCAGCAGCAAUGUACCAGCUUGGCUUCUCUCUCCCUCCCUCUAACGAGAAACAGACUCAGAUGGUGUGUGUUUAUGUGUGCGCUGAGCUCUGAUCAAACAAAGCAAGGGCACUUCAAUUGUAGGAGGGGUAGAGGGGGCACAGAAAGCUUCAUCACUCCUCCCCUGAACUCACUACACGCACGCGCACAUACACACACACACACUACUCCCAACCACAGGGCAGGAAGCACAGUCCCUGAGGGAUGGAGGAGGGGUCAGAAGGAGGGGAGACCUAAACGCCCCCCCUUCCAGUGAAGUUACUGGAGAGGAGGAAACUUUACACACUUUCACUCUGACGGGCCUACAGAGGCUUAGGAAGUCGACAUGCUCUUCAAGGACUUAACACAUACGAUGAGGAAUACAUCUUUGUUAUAAAGAGGAGAGAUCUGCUGUGGACAGGACUAUCAGCUCCUUACUGGUGCUCUAGCAUCUUUUCCCUCCACUUUGUGUUCCAAUGGCGUCAACUGGAGAACCUGUACUUCAGAGAGAAGAAGUUCUCAGUGGAAGUUCAUGACCCCAGGAGUAGGGCGUCUGUGACACGGAGGACGUUUGGUCAUAGUGGCAUUGCUGUGCACACUUGGUACGCCUGUCCAGCCCUCAUCAAGUCCAUCUGGGCCAUGGCCAUAAGCCAACACCAGUUCUAUCUGGACCGCAAGCAGAGCAAGUCAAAGAUCCAUGCAGCACGCAGUCUGAGUGAGAUUGCCAUCGACCUCACUGAAACCGGAACACUGAAAACCUCCAAAUUGGCCAACAUGGGCAGCAAAGGCAAGAUUAUCAGCGGGAGCAGUGGCAGUCUGCUCUCCUCAGCAGGCUCUCAGGAAUCAGACAGCUCCCAAACAGCCAAGAAGGACAUGCUGGCAGCACUGAGGGCCCGGCAGGAAGCUCUGGAGGAAACCCUGAAGCAGCGACUAGAGGAACUCAAGAGCAUCUGCAUCAGAGAGGCUGAACUGACAGGAAAACUUCCCAAGGAAUAUCCUCUAGAUCCAGGAGAGGAACCUCCUACAGUGAGGCGGAAGAUAGGUACCGCCUUCAAGCUGGAUGAGCAGAAAAUUCUUCCUAAGGGAGAGGAAGAGGAGCUAGAGCGCUUGGAGCGGGAAUUCGCCAUUCAGUCCCAGAUUACCGAAGCAGCCAGGCGCCUUGCCAGUGAUCCUCACGUGAGCAGCAAGAAGCUGAAGAAGCAGAGGAAGACAUCUUAUCUGAACGCACUGAAGAAACUUCAGGAAAUUGAGAACUCUAUAAAUGAAUACCGGGUUCGCUCUGGCAAAAAGCCAACACAGAGGGCAUCGCUUAUAAUAGAAGAGGCCAACAUUGGCUCAGAAGACAGUUCACUGUCUGACGCUCUGGUCCUGGAUGAUGAUGAUCCUCAAGUUAUCGGUACCCCCAACUUCUCCCCGAUCGCUUCGCCUCACAAAGGCCUUCCUCCACGGCCGCCAUCCCACAGUCGUCCCCCACCGCCACAAUCCCUGGAUGGGCUGCGGCAUCUGCACUAUGCACGCACAGAUUACGAUAAAUCGCCAAUUAAACCUAAAAUGUGGAGCGAGUCGUCUCUGGAUGAGCCUUAUGAAAAAGUCAAGAAGCGCUCCUCUCAUUCCAGUCACAGACGAUUUCCAAGCUCUGGCAGCACAGAAGCAGGAGGUAGUAACUCUCUGCAGAGCAGCCCCAUCAGGAGCCUCCCUCAAUGGAACUCUCAGUCCAGUAUGCCGUCCACCCCAGACUUAAGGACCAGGACACCACACUAUGUACAUUCCACUAGGUCAGUGGACAUCAGUCCCACACGUCUGCACAGUCUCGCUCAGCACUUUAGGAACCGCAGCUCCAGCCUGGAGUCCCAAGGCAAGCUCUUGACAUCAAACACUGACACACACCCGCACACCCUCGGCACGCUAGGCAGCCCUGACUUUUUCUUGGGCCCGGCACGGAGCUCUAAUGGCUCCGAUCCGUUGGACGAUUGCUCCUCCUGCACCAGCCAGAGCAGUUCGGAGCAUUUCUACCCCGCAGGGGGGCCCUUAGCCCCCAGCACCAAUCCCAACUACUCCACCCUCGGUGAGGACUCGCCCUCCAAAGCUAGGCAGAGACAGCGGCAGAGGCACAGGUCUGCAGGUCAUCUGGGCUCCUCUAACUCCGGCUCCAUGCCAAACUUGGCAGCCAAGAACGGCUCUGUCGGAGGAUCAGGUGGAGGCGGCGUCGGAGGAGGACACCACGGAGUCUACCUCCACAGCCAGAGCCAGCCGUCCUCCCAGUACCGUAUCAAAGAGUACCCACUGUACGUGGAGGGGAGCCCCAACCAGGUGGUCGUACGCAGCCUGGAGAGUGACCAAGAGGGCCACUACAGUGUCAAGGCCCAGUUCAAGACCUCCAGCUCCUACACGGCUGGGGGACUGUACAAGGAGGCGUGGGGAGGAGAGGAGGGCGGGGAAGGGAGUGGCCGAUUAACGCCGUCCCGCUCGCAGAUUGUACGGACUCCAUCAUUGGGGCGUGAGGGGAGCGGAGGAGGAGGAGGGGGCCGGGCAGCGGUGUCUGAAGAGCUGCGCUGCUGGUACCAGAGGUCAUCCGGGAGCCUAAAGGAGAGGAAUCACUCCCAUUCAGGAUCCACGUCAUCCGAAACAGGGUCACAGCAAGGCACGCUUGGACAUGGGCGGGUCAGUCGGGUAGGGACACUCGCCAAGGGCUCACCAGUUGCAUCCCCACACAGCCAGAGGAGUAUGACGCCAUCUAGUGAGCAGGCAGCCACACCCACUCCCCCCUGCAGUCCACAGCACAUCCUCAACUGGCAGAGCGGGUCCUUCAGUGACAGCUGUUUCCUAGGCAGCCCCUCGUGUUCGGAGCUGGCAGAUGUGCAGUGGUACAGACGCGACAAGGCCAAACCUGGAACCCUGGUGUGAGACCUUCAGAAAAAGGGCCCCCUUGGAGAAGUCCCGGUAUUAAUGAAACCUUCCCUCCACCGCGUCCUGCUCACAACAACCAAGAACCUCAUCGCUAAAGCCUGACACAUAUCCAUCCCGAAUCAUUCCCCCACUUGGGAUCAAGCGACGGCGCGUAGUAGAUGUGGAAAGAGAGCACAGUCAUCCACUCCCUAAGAUCACUUUCAUAUUUGUCCUUCUUAUAAACUCCAAUCCACUCGAGGAUUCCUGCUGGUUUUGAGCCACCAGUUUAAAAACAAAAACAUUGAACUCUAUUGGGUUAAUUUUUCCCUGCGUAUUUAUUACAAAUUGAAAAUAAAAAAAGAGAUUCCUCCUCCCAGUUUUAACCCACAACCAAAGACUGGAUUCGCAGAUCGGGCCAGGGUUCCCUUGCAGAAACGUGAUGGAUGGAACACGAUCUGGACUAUAGCAAUAAAACUGUUGGAAUUGUGUGGUGAUGAGGUGGACAAUGUCGUGAGUCGUGCUUGUCGGGUUUGGGCGUCUAUCUCUGCUUACUUUUAGUGACUUCACUGGUGAUGGGUUCAUGUCUUGAGCCUUUCAUCCAGUCCCUGCAGAACUGAGAGACGAGAGCAUUCAGUCCAUUCUAGUCCGGCCUCAGUAUUGGAUCCAUCUUUUUGACAGUACUGUUUCUCCUUCCUUGGCUAUGCUACACUCUGACCCCUUUUCCACUGUGACUGGUUCGAAGCUGGUUUAAAGUACAUUUUCAGAGCUUUUGUUUUCCAUUAUGGUUCUACAGGAAUGCUGACCUGGCACUGUAUAUUUUGGUUCAACUCUGGCUCCAAAGGUUUGUUGGGCUGAGUGCUGAACCAUUUGCAUAAUGAUGUGGCAGAGGUGUUACUUCAAGUAAAUACCUGCCCGUUACCCCCAUUUCAACUUCAUUUACUCAUUUCUUGUAAAUAUUAGAGCCCAAGCAGAGUUUAAUUUAGUCAGCAAAUGCCGGAAUUUUACCCUCCUAUUACUUAAAUGUCUGACGUCCCGUCAAUGCAAUGAAUGAUCUGGAGGAUUAUUAAAAGUCUUUGCACAUUUCUGAAUAUUAACUUGCUGUUUUGAAGGAGUGUGUUUCCACCACAUACACACUACAAAUAUGAACAUACAAGUCACCAUCUAAGGUUAUUCCUUUAAGUCACACUCAUAUUACAUUUAGAUUGUUUUUUUAUGGUUAUUUCUCAGGGUCUUGUUGACAAGUGAGUGAAGGAUGGAACGUGAGAUUAACAGGCGAAUUGGUGCGGCAUCUGCAGUGAUGUGGACUCUGCAUCGGUCCGUUGUGGUUGUGGCAAAGCUCUCAAUUUACCGGUCGAUCUACGUUCUUGCACUCACCUAUGGUCAUAAGCUUUGGGUAGUGACCGAAAGGACAAGAUCGCGGGUACAGGCGGCCGACAUGAGUUUUCUCCGUAGGGUGGCUGGGCUCUCCCUUAGCGUUAAGGUGACAAACACUGUCAUCCGGGAGAAGCUCGGAGUAGAACCACUACUCCUCUGCAUUGGGAGGAGCCAGGUGAGGUGGCCUCACUGGGGAGGUGUUCAGGUCACAUCCAACCGAUAGGCCUCAGGGAAGACCCGGGACACUUUGGAGAGACCAUGUCUCUCAACUGGCCUGGGAACGCCUCGGGAGGAGCUGGACGAAGUGGCUGGGGAGAGGGAAGUCUGGGCUUCCCUGCUUAGGCUACUGCCUAAGAUGGAUGGAUGGAUGGAUGGAUGGUUAUUUCUAGCAUACAAUCGUGCAUUGGUCAUGGAGAAAAGUAUUUUAUUUUGGAGAGCAGGAAGUGUUUCAUUUCAGUGACAGAGCUGUGUUUGCUCACUGCUUGAUGGGAAUGUUCAAGAAGAAAUACUGUAGUUCUUUACUUGAAUAUUACACAAAAUAAUGCGCUGAUCUCCCUUUUGUUAUUUCCUGAUGGGAGGCGUAGCCAUUGUGACGUAAUGACAUGGCUCCCCAGGACAACGGAAAAUGAAUCUGCGUAGAGCCUGUUCACGGCCAACACUGGUUCAGCUCCAGCUCUGACCUAAAUCUGCACCAGCACCAAAGUUCGCUGCAGUGGAAAAGGGGUAUCUGUGGACAAAAGUAUUGGGACACAUGGCUAUUAGAGUUGGUCCCCUUUGGAUUAGCAAACGCUUCACUAAAUUGUCCAAAAUGUGUUGGUAACAGGAAGGCAUUGGCAGUAAGGGGGAUCCAACCCAGGAGCAGCUGAUCUACAACAAAAGUCAACAAUGUGAACCACGACCUAACCCAAAAAG
Dunckerocampus dactyliophorus (ringed pipefish) is the source of this 8651-nucleotide messenger RNA. RefSeq names its product FERM domain-containing protein 4A-like. Gene Ontology annotation, biological process: establishment of epithelial cell polarity. The record is from RefSeq and is a predicted model, not a curated record. Gene Ontology annotation, cellular component: adherens junction; cytoskeleton; bicellular tight junction. The coding region runs from base 4119 to 6383 and encodes 754 amino acids. NCBI's taxonomy places the organism in Eukaryota, Metazoa, Chordata, Actinopteri, Syngnathiformes, Syngnathidae. The transcript has 13 exons.